Messenger RNA from Perognathus longimembris pacificus (Pacific pocket mouse), 4473 nucleotides. It is a transcript of the gene Myo7a, whose product is annotated as myosin VIIA. Gene Ontology annotation, cellular component: cytoskeleton. Lineage: Eukaryota; Metazoa; Chordata; Mammalia; Rodentia; Heteromyidae. The record is from RefSeq and is a predicted model, not a curated record. Gene Ontology annotation, molecular function: protein binding.
AUGACAGUGGCCGGCCAGGGUCCCCAGGACGUCGCACCGUGCGUGGCCUGGGCAGAGACGGCCCUCCGGGAAGCUGCAGUGGCGGCCGCUCCGGACUCUGCCUUUCAGGAUCAGCACGACAUGCUGCUGGAGGUGGAGCGGGAGAAGGCCAUCACCGACAGGGUCGUCCUCCUCCAGAAGGUCAUCCGGGGCUUCAAGGACAGGUCCAACUUCCUGAAGCUGAAGAGCGCCGCCACGCAUCAGAGGCACUGGCGGGGCCACACCUGCAGGAGGAACUAUGAGCUCGGGCCGUCCCCGCAGAUGCGCGCGGGCUUCCUGCGGCUGCAGGCCUGCAGCUCCCGGAGGCUGCACGCGCGGUACCGCCUGGCGCGCGGCCGCAUCAUCGGGCUGCAGGCCCGCUGCCGAGCCUACCUGGUCCGCAAGGCCUUCCGCCACCGCCUGUGGGCCGCCAUCACCGUGCAGGCCUACGCCAGGGGCAUGAUCGCCCGCAGGCUGCACCGCCGCCUCCGCGCCGAGUACCGGCGGCGCCUGGAGGCCGAGAAGCUGCGGCUGGCGGAGGAGGAGAAGCUGCGGAAGGAGAUGAGCGCCAAGAGGGCCAAGGAGGAGGCGGAGCGCAAGCACCAGGAGCGCCUGGCGCAGCUGGCGCGGGAGGACGCGGCGCGCGCGCUGCGGGAGAAGGAGGAGGCACGGCGCAAGAAGGAGCUGCUGGAGCAGCGGGAGCGCGCGCGCCGCGAGCCCGUCAACCACGCCGACAUGGUGGACAGGAUGUUCGGCUUCCUGGGCGGCUCGGGGGGCCUGCCGGGCCAGGAGGGCCAGGCGCCCCGCGGCUUCGAGGACCUGGAGCGCGGGCGGCGGGAGCUGGAGGCGGAGGACGUGGACGGCGCGCUGCCGCUGCCCGACGAGGACGAGGAGGACCUCUCCGAGUACAAGUUCGCCAAGUUCGCGGCCACCUACUUCCAGGGCACCACCACGCACGCGUACACGCGGCGGCCCCUCAAGCAGCCGCUGCUCUUCCACGACGACGAGGGCGACCAGCUGGCCGCGCUGGCGGUGUGGAUCACCAUCCUCCGCUUCAUGGGGGACCUCCCGGAGCCCAAGUACCACACGGCCAUGAGCGACGGCAGCGAGAAUCCCGUGAUGACCAAGAUCUACGAGACCCUGGGCAAGAAGACCUACAAGCGGGAGCUGCAGGCCCUGCAGGGGUGGAGGGCGAGGACGCAGCCUCCCGAGGGCCUGAAGAAGAGCAGCAUCCGACAGCUGGUGCACCUGACCUUGAAGAAGAAGUCCAAGCUCACGGAGGAGGUGACCAAGAGGCUGCACGACGGGGAAUCCACGGUCCAGGGCAACAGCAUGCUGGAGGACCGGCCCACCUCCAACCUGGAGAAGCUGCACUUCAUCAUCGGCAACGGCAUCCUGCGGCCAGCCCUGCGGGAUGAGAUCUACUGCCAGAUCAGCAAGCAGCUCACCCACAACCCCUCCAAGAGCAGCUACGCCCGCGGCUGGAUCCUCGUGUCUCUCUGCGUGGGCUGCUUCGCCCCCUCCGAGAAGUUUGUCAAGUACCUGCGGAACUUCAUCCACGGGGGGCCGCCGGGCUACGCCCCGUACUGCGAGGAGCGGCUGCGGAGGACCUUCGUCAACGGGACGCGGACGCAGCCGCCCAGCUGGCUCGAGCUGCAGGCCACCAAGUCCAAGAAGCCCAUCAUGCUGCCGGUGACGUUCAUGGACGGGACCACCAAGACGCUCCUGACGGACUCGGCCACCACGGCCCGGGAGCUGUGCAACGCGCUGGCCGACAAGAUCUCCCUCAAGGACCGCUUCGGCUUCUCCCUCUACAUCGCCCUGUUCGAUAAGGUGUCCUCGCUGGGCAGCGGCAGCGACCACGUCAUGGACGCCGUCUCCCAGUGCGAGCAGUACGCCAAGGAGCAGGGCGCCCAGGAGCGCAACGCCCCGUGGCGGCUGUUCUUCCGCAAGGAGGUCUUCACCCCCUGGCACAGCCCCUCGGACGACAACGUGGCCACCAACCUCAUCUACCAGCAGGUGGUGCGCGGGGUCAAGUUCGGGGAGUACCGCUGCGAGAAGGAGGAUGACCUGGCCGAGCUGGCCUCCCAGCAGUACUUCGUGGACUAUGGCUCUGAGAUGAUCCUGGAGCGGCUCCUGAACCUGGUGCCCACCUACAUCCCCGACCGUGAGAUCACGCCCCUGAAGACGCUCGAGAAGUGGGCCCAGCGCAUUGCCGCCCACAAGAAGGGGAUUUAUGCGCAGAGGAGGACCGACGCCCAGAAGGUCAAGGAGGAUGUGGUCAACUACGCCCGCUUCAAGUGGCCCUUGCUCUUCUCCAGGUUCUACGAAGCCUACAAGCUCUCGGGCCCCAGCCUCCCCAAGAACGACGUCAUUGUGGCGGUCAACUGGACGGGCGUGUACUUCGUGGACGAGCAGGAGCAGGUCCUUCUGGAGCUGUCCUUCCCAGAGAUCAUGGCUGUGUCCAGCAGCAGGGGAGCAAAGCUGAUGGCCUCCAGCUUCACGCUGGCCACCAUCAAGGGGGAUGAGUACACCUUCACGUCCAACAACGCGGAGGACAUCCGCGACCUGGUGGUCACCUUCCUGGAGGGGCUGCGGAAGAGGUCUAAGUACGUGGUGGCCCUGCAGGACAACCCCAACCCCGCCGGCGAGGACUCGGGCUUCCUCAGCUUCGCCAAGGGAGACCUCAUCAUCCUGGACCAGGACACGGGGGAACAGGUCAUGACCUCUGGCUGGGCCAAUGGCAUCAACGAGCGGACCAAGCAGCGGGGGGACUUCCCCACCGACUGCGUGUACGUCAUGCCCACGGUCGCCAAGCCACCGCGGGAGAUCGUGGCCCUGGUCACCAUGACCCCCGAUGAGAGGCAAGACAUCAUCCGGCUCCUGCAGCUGCGGACGGCCCAGCCCGAGGUGCGGACCAAGCCCUACACCCUGGAGGAAUUCUCUUACGACUACUUCAGACCCCCGCCCAAGCACACGCUGAGCCGCGUCAUGGUGUCCAAGGCCCGCGGCAAGGACCGGCUGUGGAGCCACUCGCGGGAGCCGCUCAAGCAGGCGCUGCUCAAGAAGAUUCUGGGCAGCGAGGAGCUGUCCCAGGAGGCCUGCCUGGCCUUCAUUGCCGUGCUCAAGUACAUGGGCGACUACCCCUCCAAGAGGACGCGCUCCGUCAACGAGCUCACGGACCAGAUCUUCGAGGGGCCCCUGAAGGCCGAGCCCCUCAAAGACGAGACCUACGUGCAGAUCCUGAAGCAGCUGACGGACAACCACAUCAGGUACAGCGAGGAGCGCGGCUGGGAGCUGCUGUGGCUGUGCACCGGCCUCUUCCCGCCCAGCGGCGUCCUCCUGCCGCACGUGCAGCGCUUCCUGCAGUCCCGCAAGCACGCGCCGCUGGCCCUCGACUGCCUGCAGCGGCUGCAGAAGGCCCUGAGGAACGGGUCCCGGAAGUACCCGCCGCACCUGGUGGAGGUGGAGGCCAUCCAGCACAAGACCACCCAGAUCUUCCACAAGGUCUACUUCCCCGACGACUCGGACGAGGCCUUUGAGGUGGAGUCUAGUACCAAGGCCAAGGACUUCUGCCAGAACAUUGCCACCCGGCUGCUGCUCAAGUCCUCUGACGGGUUCAGCCUCUUUGUCAAGAUCGCAGACAAGGUCAUCAGUGUCCCCGAGAACGAUUUCUUCUUCGACUUUGUGCGUCACCUCACAGACUGGAUCAAGAAAGCGCGGCCCGUCAAGGAUGGAAUUGUGCCGUCACUCACCUACCAGGUGUUCUUCAUGAAGAAGCUGUGGACCAGCACGGUGCCGGGCAAGGACCCCAUGGCCGACUCCAUCUUCCACUAUUACCAGGAGCUGCCCAAGUACCUGCGGGGCUACCACAAGUGCACGCGGGAGGAGGUGCUGCAGCUGGGCGCGCUCAUCUACAGGGUCAAGUUCGAGGAGGACAAGUCCUUCUUCCCCAGCAUCCCCAAGCUGCUCCGCGAGCUCGUGCCGCACGACCUCAUCCGCCAGGUCUCGCCCGACGACUGGAAGAGGUCCAUCGUGGCCUACUUCAACAAGCACGCGGGCAAGUCCAAGGAGGAGGCCAAGCUGGCCUUCCUGAAGCUCAUCUUCAAGUGGCCCACCUUCGGCUCCGCCUUCUUCGAGGUGAAGCAAACCACGGAGCCGAACUUCCCCGAGAUCCUCUUAAUCGCCAUCAACAAGUACGGAGUGAGCCUCAUCGACCCCAGAACCAAGGACAUCCUGACCACGCACCCCUUCACCAAGAUCUCCAACUGGAGCAGCGGCAACACCUACUUCCACAUCACCAUCGGGAACCUGGUCCGAGGGAGCAAGCUGCUCUGCGAGACGUCGCUGGGCUACAAGAUGGACGACCUCCUGACCUCCUACAUUAGCCAGAUGCUCACGACCAUGAGCAAGCAGCGGGGGGCCCGGAGCGGCAAGUGACUCGGCCGGAGGGGG